AUGCCGUCAGAUCUAGGAGACUACCUUGCCUCUCGCUAUCUUGUCGCAGAUCCCAAACCACCUACCAAAAAGCGGAAGCGCAAGCACCCCGCUGCGGCGGGGCUUCUCAUCACCGACGAUGACGACUCGACGUGGGCUCGCGCCAGCACGCAGCCAGACGAUGAAGACGACGGCAGCCCGAUGACAGUGUCUGGCACGACGGCCGAGUUUCGAAAGACCAAGAAGAGCAACUGGAAGAGGGUCGGGGAUGCUGCGGCUUCAGCCAACGACGACAAGGCCGCGGCAGAUGCCAUCCUCGCGGCGGCAGCUGCGGAUGCCGAGGCCGCCCGGGCCGGAGAGGACGAGGGCCCGGUCAUCGAAGAUGUUGCCGGCGCCGUGAAAAUGAGCGACGGGACACAUGCUGGUUUGCAGACGGCAGCGGCAGUUUCAGCCCAACUGAAACGACGGCAACGCGAGGAACAAUACGAGUUUGAGAGACACCGCAAAAGCGCCAAGGAGGAGGAGACUGUCUACCGCGACGCCACUGGACGAAGAAUCGACAUCUCCAUGAAGAGAGCGGAAGCGCGAAGAGUCGCCGCCGAGGCCCAGCAGAAGGAGCUCCAGGCCAAAGAAGCCCUCAGGGGCGAGGUACAGCUGGAGGAAGCCCGGGAACGAAAAGAGCAGUUGCGAGAUGCGAAGCUCAUGCCCUUUGCGAGGAACGUUAAUGACGAGCAAAUGAACCGGGAGCUCAAAGAACAAGACCGGUGGAAUGACCCCAUGACUCAGUUUAUGAGCGAGAAAAAGGCCACGGCGGGCAAGGGAAAGGCGUCCAAACGGCGGCCUGUUUAUGCUGGCGCCGCCCCUCCAAAUCGGUACGGGAUCAAACCCGGAUAUCGAUGGGACGGCGUGGACCGUGGCAAUGGCUCCGAGGCGGAGCGCUUCAAGGCAAUAAAUCGGCGGGAGAGGAACAAGGGAUUAGAGUACUCCUGGCAAAUGGACGAAUAG
Molecule: messenger RNA, 984 nt
Organism: Hirsutella rhossiliensis
Lineage: Eukaryota; Fungi; Ascomycota; Sordariomycetes; Hypocreales; Ophiocordycipitaceae
Product: pre-mRNA-splicing factor of RES complex domain-containing protein
Exons: 1
Coding region: 1-984 (327 amino acids)
Biological process (GO): mRNA splicing, via spliceosome
Cellular component (GO): U2-type spliceosomal complex; RES complex
Molecular function (GO): RNA binding
Source: RefSeq, a predicted model, not a curated record